Fragaria vesca subsp. vesca is the source of this 378-nucleotide messenger RNA. RefSeq lists its product as uncharacterized. Gene Ontology annotation, biological process: cell fate determination. The transcript has 2 exons. NCBI's taxonomy places the organism in Eukaryota, Viridiplantae, Streptophyta, Magnoliopsida, Rosales, Rosaceae. The record is from RefSeq and is a predicted model, not a curated record. The coding region runs from base 1 to 378 and encodes 125 amino acids.
AUGGCCGCCAUUGCCAAGUCUCUUAUUGUCAUCAUUGCUCUCUUCAGUCUCAUUAGCCAAGGAUUAUGCAUUACUUGCACUAAUAACGACAUUAAGAUCGAAACUACAAAAAGUGGUAAGGUGGUUCAAGGCAAACCUGAAUGGAAUGUGGUGGUGACCAAUACCUGCAAGUGUGCUCAAUUCAAUAUCAAAGUGACCUGCAAGGCAUUUCAGACUGUAGAGCCAGUGAGUUCUGAUAUCCUAUCGCAGCAAGAUAUCAUCACCUAUCUGCUCAUCAAGGGCGCCCAAUUAUCAUCUGGUGCUACUGUCAAGUUUUCCUAUGCUUGGGAUUUCGCUUUCCGCAUAAAUCCUGCUAGCUCUUUUACUGUUCCUUGUUAA